Messenger RNA from Dipodomys ordii (Ord's kangaroo rat), 1924 nucleotides. RefSeq names its product transmembrane protein 246 (gene Pgap4). The coding region runs from base 154 to 1365 and encodes 403 amino acids. The record is from RefSeq and is a predicted model, not a curated record. Gene Ontology annotation, molecular function: glycosyltransferase activity. NCBI's taxonomy places the organism in Eukaryota, Metazoa, Chordata, Mammalia, Rodentia, Heteromyidae. Gene Ontology annotation, biological process: GPI anchor biosynthetic process. Gene Ontology annotation, cellular component: Golgi membrane. The transcript is spliced from 2 exons.
CGGGGAUGGAUGGUGGCCUUCUCUACCCCUCGCCCGCGCUGUCAGGGCAGAGAGAUGCGACUAGGGUAUCGGAAUCUGGAUUUGACUUGUGAUUCUGGCCAGAGUUCCAGGAUGGUUUGUUCUUGGGACCAGACUUGACCAAAAGUUGACCUGAUGAGUGUGUCAGCCUCUCCAGCUGCCAUGCUUCUCCGGAGGCUACGGCGACUCUCCUGGGGCAGCACCGCUGUCCAGCUCUUCAUCCUGACGGUGGUAACGUUUGGCCUGCUGGCUCCCCUGGCAUGCCACCGCCUUCUCCACUCGUACUUCUAUCUGCGCCACUGGCAUCUGAACCAAAUGAGCCAAGAGUUUCUGCAGCAAAGCCUGAAGGAGGGCGAGGCUGCCCUCCACUACUUUGAGGAGCUGCCUUCGGCCAAUGGCUCUGUGCCCAUUGUCUGGCAGGCCACACCCCGCCCCUGGCUGGUGAUCACCAUCAUCACUGUGGAUAGACAGCCCGGCUUCCACUACGUCUUGCAGGUGGUGUCCCAGUUUCACCGGCUCCUGCAACAGUGUGGCCCCCAGUGUGAGGGCCACCAGCUCUUCCUGUGCAAUGUAGAGCGCAGUGUGAGUCACAUGGAUGCCAAGCUGCUCUCCAAGUAUGUCCCCGUGGCCAACCGCUAUGAGGGCACUGAGGAUGAUUAUGGCGAUGACCCUUCGACCAACUCAUUUGAGAAAGAGAAGCAGGACUAUGUCUACUGCCUAGAAUCAUCGCUGCAGACUUACAAUCCAGACUACGUACUGAUGGUGGAAGAUGACGCCAUUCCCGAAGAGCAGAUCUUCCCAGUGUUGGAGCACCUCUUGCGGGCUCGCUUCUCAGAGCCCCACCUUCGAGAUGCGCUGUAUCUAAAGCUCUAUCACCCCGAGAGACUGCAGCACUACAUCAACCCAGAACCCAUGCGGAUCCUGGAGUGGGUUGGUGUGGGCAUGUUGCUAGGGCCCUUGCUAACCUGGAUAUACAUGAGGUUUGCCAGCCGUCCGGGGUUCAGCUGGCCUGUGAUGCUCUUCUUCUCCCUGUAUAGCAUGGGCUUGGUGGAACUGGUGGGCCGUCACUACUUCCUGGAACUGCGGCGCCUAAGUCCUUCCUUGUACAGCGUGGUUCCUGCCUCUCAGUGCUGCACCCCAGCCAUGCUCUUCCCUGCCCCUGCCGCCCGCCGGACCCUCACUUACUUGUCCCAAGUGUACUGCCACAAGGGCUUUGGCAAGGACAUGGCCUUGUAUUCAUUGUUGAGGGCCAAGGGAGAGCGGGCCUAUGUGGUAGAGCCAAACCUUGUGAAACACAUUGGACUCUUCUCCAGCCUCCGGUACAACUUUCAUCCCAGUCUGCUCUAGGGGAAAGAAAUGUCUUUCUGAACUUGGCCACUUCCUACAGAUUUGCCUAUCAAGCUCUUUAUUUAGACGUGGUUGCUUGCAGAACAUUGCAUUGUUUAAUGUUGUUAGGAAUAAAGGCACUGGCCUACCCGAGGGACACGUGUAAGUUAAGGGCCUUGACAUUGGUAACCCCUGGCAGGAGUGGCAGUUUGGCAUAGGUCUGAAGCCUUCUUUUCCUCCACAUAGCCACACUGCCUCAUGCAGUCUGCCCCACCCAACGAGGGUGCAUGGAAAUGCCAGUUACGUUCUCCACCACGUGUUUGUAAGCCCUGCCUUGUGAUAGAGCUUGUGACUGCCAGAAACCCUGUGCACAGUGAUAACUGACUGUUUUUAGGAUUUAAGGGUAGAAGUUGAUGAGAGGUGAGAUCCUUUUAAAUGGUCUUUCACAUUGGGAAUGAGAAUGUAUGUAUGUUUAAAUGUAUAUGCCCAGAGAAGUAAGACCAUGUUGACAUAUUCUAUUUGUUUCCUUGACCUGGUGAAAUAAAAGCUGAUAAAACUUGUGUGGUGCUGGGCGUCUUGG